UGUUGUAGCGACUUGCGGCCACCCUGGCCUCGCUUUCUCCGCUCUCAGCCGAAACACAAGUCUUUAUCAUCACCUUUCUCAUCCCCCUCCUCAGACUCAGUGAGCUCUCUAUCAGUAGAUCCAGGUCUAAACAUGUCAACCACGACAACUGUGAAUGCUCCCUCUCUGUGCAUGCUCAGAAAUGCACCCAAGACUCGAUUCACCAGUUCUAUCCUUAAGUUCUCAACUCCACUUGGAUCUGUGAAGACUCUCUCCAAAUCUUUUGGCUUGAAAGCAUCUGCCUCUUCGCGAACAUCAAUGGCAGUGUACAAGGUUAAGCUGAUUGGGCCAGAUGGUGAGGAGAACGAGUUUGAUGCUCCUGAUGACUCUUACAUCCUGGAUUCAGCUGAGAGUGCAGGAGUUGAGCUGCCCUAUUCUUGCAGGGCUGGGGCAUGCUCCACCUGUGCAGGAAAGUUGGUAGCGGGUACAGUGGACCAGUCUGAUGGUUCCUUCCUUGAUGACAACCAAAUGCAAGAGGGUUAUGUGCUGACCUGUGUUUCAUAUCCAUCUUCAGACUGUGUGAUCCACACUCACAAGGAAAGUGAUCUGUAUUAGGUUUGCUUUAUUGUUGCAAUUGAGUAGUAUUAUGAAGUCCUUGGUGGUACCUAGGAUGGUUAUGGAUCUCAUUUUGUUUUAAGGCUCUCAAGGACCCUGUUCAGUUUUUGAUGGUGUUUGUUGUGGAAUUCAGUCGCAGUUUAAAUAUAAUACUGCCUCAAUAUCAG
This is a messenger RNA of Argentina anserina (silverweed cinquefoil), 761 nucleotides long. Its product is annotated as ferredoxin, root R-B1-like. The transcript has 2 exons. Gene Ontology annotation, molecular function: 2 iron, 2 sulfur cluster binding; electron transfer activity. The record is from RefSeq and is a predicted model, not a curated record. NCBI's taxonomy places the organism in Eukaryota, Viridiplantae, Streptophyta, Magnoliopsida, Rosales, Rosaceae. Gene Ontology annotation, cellular component: plastid. Bases 133 to 594 code for a protein of 153 amino acids. Gene Ontology annotation, biological process: electron transport chain.